This is a messenger RNA of Osmerus eperlanus (European smelt), 4636 nucleotides long. It is a transcript of the gene spns2, whose product is annotated as SPNS lysolipid transporter 2, sphingosine-1-phosphate. NCBI's taxonomy places the organism in Eukaryota, Metazoa, Chordata, Actinopteri, Osmeriformes, Osmeridae. The record is from RefSeq and is a predicted model, not a curated record. Gene Ontology annotation, cellular component: membrane. The transcript is spliced from 13 exons. Gene Ontology annotation, molecular function: sphingolipid intramembrane carrier activity; transmembrane transporter activity. Gene Ontology annotation, biological process: transmembrane transport; sphingosine-1-phosphate receptor signaling pathway; lipid transport. Bases 218 to 1735 code for a protein of 505 amino acids.
UCAUUGCUCAGUGAGAAAAAACCCAAGGAGCGCUAAGGCAGUCAGUGCUGUUAAAAUAUGAACCAGAUCGAGCGGUUCCUUCUUAAACGUCUGAGACAACAUCUUCAACUCGAUUAAUCUUUUAUUAAAAUACCGUCGUUGGGAAUUUUGGCCAUAGUCUUACCUUUCCGUACUGUUUGGCAUAUUCUCUUUUGCGCUGGAUCUGUCGUGUCAGAAGAUGUGUGUGGAGAGCGAUGGAUGCGAAAUAGAAGGUUGCAGUAGUUCUGAUGAGGUGCAUACUCUGUCCGGCAGCAUGAGUCCUGGACUGAAAUCCAACCCCGACCUCCAUCCUUGCAAGCCGGGGCAGAAAUUCCGAGCAGCCUUGCUCCGGUGCCGGUCUCCCACCGCUGCUGCCGGGAUUCUCAGUUUUGGGAAUGUGCUCAAUUACAUGGACAGAUACACAGUGGCAGGUGUUAUUCUUGACAUCCAGAAACACUUUGACGUUACUGACAGCGGAGCUGGCUUGUUGCAAACGGUUUUCAUCUGCAGUUUCAUGGUCGCCGCUCCCAUCUUCGGUUACCUGGGAGACCGCUUCAACCGGAAGGUGAUCCUGAGCUGCGGGAUCUUCUUCUGGUCUGCCAUCACCCUCUCCAGCUCCUUCAUCAGCAAAGAGUAUUACUGGCUGUUUGUCCUGUCCAGAGGCCUGGUUGGGAUCGGUGAAUCCAGCUACUCCUCCAUCUCCCCCACCAUCAUAGGGGACCUCUUCACCAACAACAGCCGGACCAUGAUGCUCUCUGUGUUCUACCUGGCCAUCCCCCUGGGAAGCGGGCUGGGCUACAUCUUGGGCUCCAGCGCUAAGGAAGCUGCUGGGGACUGGCACUGGGCACUGAGGGUGUCUCCCCUCCUGGGCAUGACGGCCGGGGCUCUCAUCCUGUUCUUCGUGCCCGAGCCCAAGAGAGGCACCCUGGACCAGAUGGGAGGACGCAUCAGGACCCGGACCUCCUGGGUCUGUGACAUGAAGGCUCUGGCCAAGAACCGGAGCUAUGUGUUCUCGUCUCUGGCGUCGUCGGCCGUGUCCUUCGCCACGGGGGCGUUCGGCAUGUGGAUCCCAGUCUACCUGGUCAGGGCGCAGGUGGUGCAGAAGACGGUGGAGGUGUGCACGACAGGGAUCUGCAGCAGCAAGGACAGUCUGAUCUUCGGGGCGAUCACCUGCGUGACGGGGCUGCUGGGGGUGCUGAUCGGGGCGGUCACCACCCGCAUGUGCCGGCAGAAGACGGAGCGAGCCGACCCGCUGGUCUGCGCCGUCAGCAUGCUGGGCUCCGCCAUCUUCAUCUGCCUCAUCUUCGUGGUGGCCAAGAAGAGCAUCGUGGGAGCUUACAUCUGUAUCUUCAUUGGUGAAACACUGCUCUUUCUGAAUUGGGCCAUCACGGCGGACAUUUUAAUGUAUGUCGUCAUCCCCACGAGGAGAGCCACAGCGGUCGCCUUCCAGAGCUUCACCUCUCACCUCCUGGGGGAUGCUGGGAGCCCCUACCUGAUAGGCCUGAUCUCGGACGGCCUCCAGCAGAGUUACGCCUCGUCCGUCCUAUGGCAGUUCCUCAGCCUGGGCUAUGCUCUCAUGCUGUGCCCCUUUGUCAUCGUGCUUGGGGGCAUGUUCUUCCUGGCCACAGCCCUCUUCUUCCUGGACGACCGGGAGAAGGCAGACAAGCAGCUGAGCCAGCUGUCCAGGCCGCCCUCCACAGUAAAGGUCACUACGUGAGGAGCCGCCAGAGUGAGGAAUCAUGGGCCGAUGGAACCAUGCACGCUGCCUUUGGGAGGACGAUGAAGGCAUAGAAUACCAGAGAGGGCAGCCGAUCCCCUUCAUUACCCCGGAGCCAUCCAUUGUUAUUGUUAUUGUCCUCCUCUUCAUCCUCAUCCUCAUCGCUAUAUCUUCAUCACCCCUCCCACUCCUCUGCUGCCCAUGGCUGUUGAUAACUGGAGAAAGAGAGCGCCUUGCUCAUGACCAGACACCUCUGUCCCACCACACACUGACAAGCAGACAGAGCUGUAUGCUGGAGCCAGCCAAUCGGCAGCUGGUGGCCCUUCCACCUUUGUCCAAUAAAGAGCCACUGAACCAUCCGGGGGACAAUGGAGCCCCUCUCUACAGUGCCAUACUACUGAAUGCUGAACAUGGACCUUGUCCUCCGUCUGUGUGUAUGUCCUUAUGUCUGUCUGUCACAUUGCAUGUGGAUGUGCACCAAGUGCCCUAGCAACAUUACAUUCCUUCACAGGCUCUGCACUGACCACCAUCGACAACAACAACAACCAAAAGGAAGUCACUGAGAGGCCAAAAAUACACCUGUGGUAAAUGUCAGUGACUUUGUUCUUCAUCAACCAUGAAAGUCUGGCGAGCCAGCCUUAAGACUUUAAGCUUUCACGUCAUCAGUGCAGACAGGUCGUUGCUUUGGAUUCCCCUGUUCUUUUAAAUGUCUUUCAGCACUUACAAAUACAAAGCAGUGCCGGUGAUGCCAUGACAGGUUCCUGCACCUUACUGGAGCUUUUUUUGUGUGAUUUUUGUUAUUUUUCUGUGUAGGUUAGAAUUGAAACUGGAGGUUUCUGCCUAUGAUUGUUUCCGUGGGCUGGAGUUAGGACUAACUCAACUGAUUGAGAGAGGACACUGGAGUAGAUUUAUAUUUCUGAUGUAAAUGUUGUUGUUGUUUUUGUUUUUCCUCAAAAUGAUCAAAUGCUUCCGUUUAGUCUUGGAGCAGUUAUGAAGGGACAACUCUCUUUCUUCAUCUACAGAACAGGACAGGCCUUCUAUCUAUAGGUCCAUGGGCUUAUCUGUAAACCUGAAGUUUCCUUAAAGGCCAGAACUCAGUCUGUUGGUUUUGAGUUUCUGGACACAUCACCCAUGUAGAGAGAGUCACCUGUGGAUAGAUUUCCCUAUUCCAGACAGUUACAAUAGCAGUCUUUGUGCUUGAAUCUUUUACCCCGGUAUUUGAAGCUAUCUAUUUCCUGGCAGAGAAAAAAGGGACCCUUAAAAAGAGCUGGAGCCUCACUCAGUCACAGGCUAAUUAGUUGGAGAAAUCAAACCCCAGGGAAGGGAAGCAUGUCUGUCCCAGGUAGGACUGGCUCACAGGCUGUAGGUAAUAAAGAACUCCCACUGUCAGAAGAAACACAUAGGAACUGAGUCUUGACGAGCACAUGACUUGGCCAUACCACACCACUGACAUUUGAAGAAAAGCCUUUUGCUUUGGCCUUUUUGCUCGAGUCGUCAACAGACAAGACAACUUUGGCUUCAAACCCUCAUUCUGUGCAUCCCUUCAGUGAUUGGGUCAAUAUCACGCAAGCUUGUAGGCCGUGUACGGCAGGCCUACACAGGUCACGUCAAUAAGGAUGGCAAUAACCAAAACAACAUCAUCAAACUAUCAAAAAAAGUCUUUCCUCCGAGGGGAGUCACAAUCUGGCCCUGAAAGAGAAGCACCUGACAGGCCUUGAGCAGAUGUAUGAGACUGAGGGUGAUCGAAUCAAAGGAGGCUUUGAAAGAGUAUGCGUGGUGUUGCUCUGACUCACCCGAGGUGAAUAUAUGAUUUGUGGGCUGUGUUCUAGUUGCCAGCCAUUGUAAUUACUUUCAUCUUCCUCCACAAAUGGAGGAUCUCUCUGAAUGUGACUCCGUCCUAUCUGACGUGUUUACACAACAUUAUCUUAAUGAAGCUUUUUUUUUUUUUUUUACAAAUGAGUUUUAUAUAUUAACUACAAUAGAUAUAUAUAGCUAUAUUAUGCAGCAAUUCUAAUAUAUUGUAAAUGAUGGCUUGGAUGCAAUGUAUUUAUUUGUUUGUUACCAUAAUGAUGAAGAAACUGUAAAGGGAAGUUUAAUGUUAAGUAUGCUUAAAGUACACUUUAUUGUCUAUCUUUGGGUUUAGAAAAGGCUCCUACAUAUGUGUUUAUCAUAUUGUAUUACAACGAAACAACACAAUACCUUUUUACAUCACUAAGAAUCAUUGCAUUUACUGUGAUCAUGAAUUGGAUAUUGAAGGUAUGCACACACUAGCAGUACCGUAUCAUGACGUUUCACACCAGUAUUGAUCGAUGCUAUAUUGCUCAGUACUAUUUCCUAUUGUACUAUGAAGGUUUUUUCUUUUUUUCUAGACCAAUAGAUCAAACCAUUUUGCACAACAUUGUUAACACUUUCAUGUUCAGGGAUUUAUUUGAACUCAUACUGCUACGUUCUACUAUCUUCACACACAAGCUCUCCCACAGACUGCACAGUUCAUGCUCACAGUAAAUGCUGGCAUUUCGUCAUUUGACACCAAUGGGAUGUAGUUCUGGCUGGAGGGGUCAUAAAUGGUGGUUCACAAUGCCAAAUUUAGUCAAUUUAGAUUAACAUCCUUUAGAAGUAGAAGUCCUUUGUAUGGAGUAAUUCCAUUUGAAUAAUCACAGGAGUGAUGUAUUGAGAAUGUGCUCUUUCUUGUUAUACAAGAGUCAUGUAUAAAGAGACCUAUUUCUGAUGUUAAGCAGAAAACAGAGGUUAUUUUUAUUUUUAGAGCAAGUGUGAUUAAACAACAAAAAAAAGAAAAGAAACAACCUUAUCUAGAACCUAACUGUGACACUCUCUCAGGGGGUGAUAUAAAAUAUACACGUCUAUGUAAAAUGAUCAAAAUAAACGUAUUUAAUCAAAUCA